AUGGUCAAGCAGACUUUUGACAACGCCGAUCCGCGCCUUAUCUACUCUGGUUUAUGGAAAUCUCUCGAUAAGCAACAGGGCGCCUACAAUGACACCCUUUCAUUAAGCACCCAUGCUGGCGACACAAUUUCUGUCAACUUCGAUGGAGUCUCGAUCACGGUCAUUGGUAAUGUGAUACCACCGGACGACCGCCAACCCACGCCGAAGUCUAGCUAUGCCAUCGACGGAGAGCCCUCGUUCUUCACAUUUGUACCAUCUAGUUCUUCGGAACCAGAGUCCGGGAAGACGUUCUUCACCUCGAAAAGACUACAGCGCGGGAUACAUAAACUUUUGAUCACAAAUCUAGUGGAUGAUGCCCCUUAUUUAAUCGACUAUGUAACCGUCACCGAGGGCAACGGAUGGUGGUCCUGGUGGCGGAAAGAUGAUCCCUCAAGGAAGCAAUUCGACGGGAACUUCCGCACGCAAAAUAUUCAAUCCUCUUCCAAAACACUACCGUCGUCGACAACGGUUCCACCGAGCAUUUCAUCCGAGACUUCCUCAACAUCUGCUACACAGGAAACUGGGAACAGAGGUGUUGCCACCUCUGCCGGGACCAUUUCAGGGGCCGUGAUAGGAAGUAUUAUCGGGAUCAUAUUCGUCGUAUUAAUUAUCCUGGCCACUUGGCGCCACUGCAAUUAUCUCGCCCGCUCUGGGACCAAAGAAAGAGAAAGCUCGCUGCGCAACUUCUUCCGCCCGCAGCCACCACCGACGAGGCUCCCCACGGAGACCGGAUCUAUCUCCUACAAGACGUGCAGCAGUUAUCACUGGAGCCCGUCUGAACUCAAUCCAGAUCGGCUCCCGCGUAAUAUCAGCAGUGUGGGUACUGCGAGCCGCUCUCGCUUCGAACCCUCAAGCGUCUCCGAGAAAGACUGGCGCUCUUAUGCUGGUUCAACGACAGAAACCGUCUCCUCGACCUCGUCUAGCCACCUUUCCUGA
Messenger RNA from Cyclocybe aegerita, 975 nucleotides. The record is from the annotation of a GenBank genome assembly. Lineage: Eukaryota; Fungi; Basidiomycota; Agaricomycetes; Agaricales; Hemipholiotaceae.